AUGGACGACGUGCCCAAGCGCAAGCGCGGCCGCCCGCCCAAGAAGGACGUGGCGGCGCGAGCCAAGGCAGAGGCGGAGAAGACGCUCAAGCAGCAGUUCCCCAUGUGGGGUUACGGCCUCCCCAUGCCGCUGCUGCCGGGCUUCCCGGGUAUGCUGCCGGGCAUGGGUAAUCCGGGCGCGGUCGUCAAGGACCACUCUGUUGAUGAGCACGUGAAGGACGAGGAUGUAGAUGGCGAGCGCCCCGCCAAGAUGGCCAAGAAGAAGCAGCGCGGAACGGGCAAGCCUCGGGGGCGACCUCGCACGCGCCCGCGCCCUGGUGAGAUCAUCCGCCGGGUAAAGCCGCUCCCUAUUGCGCCGGCCAACUAUUCGGUCAUGUACAACUAUUCCCUCUCGAACCUGGCGCAGAAGAGUGCCGAGCUCAAUGCAGACGGAACUGCGGCUGAUACGGAAGCCACGACCGUCACGGAGGACGCACAGGAUGAGAACCGACUGGCGCCGCUGAGCGCCUCGCUGCUGUCUGGAGAGCACGAGUAAGAUCCUCCAGCCUCUAUCAAGUUCAUCUAUCUGAUAAUUCGCAGCGUCGGCCACCGUGCGUUCGAGUACCGGUAGCAAGCGCUUUUAACAUUGCGUUCGUGUUCACCGUCG
This is a messenger RNA of Phytophthora sojae, 645 nucleotides long. RefSeq lists its product as hypothetical. The coding region runs from base 1 to 534 and encodes 177 amino acids. Gene Ontology annotation, molecular function: DNA binding. NCBI's taxonomy places the organism in Eukaryota, Oomycota, Peronosporomycetes, Peronosporales, Peronosporaceae. The record is from RefSeq and is a predicted model, not a curated record. The transcript has a single exon.